GGCAAUAUAUCUUUUUAUUUUUGAGGAAAAUGGUGUUCAAGUACUGAAGUGUUGGUGUUCGCAUAGUCCUUCCCGUUCCUCCUCCUCUUAAAACCCUCCAACCACCUCUAGUCGGCGGCGCCUCUGCCAAAUACCUCUAGUCGGUGGUGCUCUCCUUCUCAGCCUGCUGCUAUUAACGUUUUCCGGGUCAAGUGAAGAAUGGGUAAAGCUUCAAGAGACAAGAGGGUAGCUGCUUUAAUCUUCCAGGAUAUUUACUACAGAAAGGCAAAAGAAGAAGGAUGGCGAGCUCGAAGUGCCUUUAAGCUCCUUCAAAUUGAUGAGGAAUUCAAUAUUUUUGAAGGGGUGAAGAGGGUAGUGGAUCUUUGUGCAGCACCUGGUAGCUGGAGUCAGGUUUUGAGUCGGAAGUUGUAUCUCCCAGCGAAGCUUUCACCUGAUUCUAGGGAUACUGACCCUCCUCUUAUAGUUGCUGUUGAUUUGCAACCCAUGGCUCCAAUAGAUGGAGUGAUUCAAGUACAAGGUGACAUAACGAAUGCAAGAACGGCGGAAGUGGUCAUUCGACAUUUUGAUGGAUGUAAGGCUGACUUGGUUGUUUGCGAUGGUGCACCUGAUGUUACUGGACUUCAUGACAUGGAUGAGUUUGUUCAAUCUCAGUUGAUACUGGCGGGUUUGACAAUUGUUACUCACAUAUUGAGGAAGGGAGGGAAAUUUAUUGCAAAGAUAUUCCGUGGCAAAGACACUAGCCUCCUUUAUUGCCAGCUGAAACUAUUUUUCCCAAAAGUGACAUUUGCAAAACCAAAAAGCAGCCGUAAUUCUAGUAUUGAGGCAUUUGCAGUUUGCGAGGAUUACUCUCCUCCUGAAGGGUUCAGCGAGAAGGAUUUAUAUCGUCUUCUGAAGGAGAUCGGGAGCCCCUCUGGAGCGGAUAAUCUAGAUUGCGGCAGUGCAUGGUUGGAAGGGCCAAAUAAGGUAUAUAUUCCAUUUUUGGCUUGUGGAGAUCUUUGUGGAUAUGACUCGGAUCGGUCAUACCCGUUGCCUCAAGUUGCUGACGGGACGACUUACAAGAGCUUGGAUCCGAUACAACCUCCAAUUGCUCCACCUUAUAAAAGGGCUUUAGAGCUCAAGAAAGCUGCUAAUCAAAGCGUCCGAGAACUUGAAGAUCUCUCCCUUGAUUCUUCUUAGUGGAAAAACACAAAUGCAUUUUUGUUAACUUUUUGGUUUGAGUUUCAAUUUCAAUUUCUUCAAUAGUUGCAACCAGUAAUGUUUAGUUUAUUGGCCAUCUUGGCUUCUUGAUCGGAUUGUUGUAUGUUAUUCAACUGUAAACUUCGAAAUUUUGUUUCCCCUAUUAUACAAUGAGAUACCGUUAGAUACA
Messenger RNA from Spinacia oleracea (spinach), 1366 nucleotides. RefSeq names its product putative tRNA (cytidine(32)/guanosine(34)-2'-O)-methyltransferase. The transcript has 12 exons. Gene Ontology annotation, biological process: tRNA methylation; cytoplasmic translation. Gene Ontology annotation, cellular component: cytoplasm. The record is from RefSeq and is a predicted model, not a curated record. Gene Ontology annotation, molecular function: tRNA methyltransferase activity. NCBI's taxonomy places the organism in Eukaryota, Viridiplantae, Streptophyta, Magnoliopsida, Caryophyllales, Amaranthaceae. The coding region runs from base 199 to 1176 and encodes 325 amino acids.